Pelobates cultripes (western spadefoot toad) is the source of this 258-nucleotide messenger RNA. The record is from the annotation of a GenBank genome assembly. NCBI's taxonomy places the organism in Eukaryota, Metazoa, Chordata, Amphibia, Anura, Pelobatidae.
AUCCGGAGUUAAACCGCUGCAAUGCUGUGAUGGUUUGGUAUGCGGCCUCCCACACGCUUCAGACUUCCAAGAUAGCUUGCAGUCUCUUGCAUCCGUGGCAGAAAGUGAAGCACAGGACAGUCCCACUGGUAAAACCUCCCAGAUCCUCAAGAAACUCUCGGAGGUGAACAAUGAUCUGGCAGGAGAAAUUGCCCACAGCUCCAGGGAAGUAAAAGCUGAAAUUCAAGCAUUAGGUGUACGCAUGGACACCGCAUGGUG